Messenger RNA from Pangasianodon hypophthalmus (striped catfish), 3505 nucleotides. RefSeq names its product G protein-coupled receptor 183a (gene gpr183a). Bases 163 to 1263 code for a protein of 366 amino acids. Gene Ontology annotation, molecular function: oxysterol binding; G protein-coupled receptor activity. Gene Ontology annotation, cellular component: membrane. The transcript has 2 exons. NCBI's taxonomy places the organism in Eukaryota, Metazoa, Chordata, Actinopteri, Siluriformes, Pangasiidae. Gene Ontology annotation, biological process: G protein-coupled receptor signaling pathway. The record is from RefSeq and is a predicted model, not a curated record.
AAGAGAGUUCUCUUUUUCACUGAUCAUUUGCUCUGUAGAAACGUGGUCCAGGCAUAGCCAGCCAAGACAACACCCAUCACUGCAAUGCCGACAGAAAUAACACACACACGCUGACCACUUGUCAGGGCACAAAGUUUUGAUCUGUUUCCACAAACGGACUUUAUGGCUAUGAUGGCAACUCCAAACAGCAGCAGUAUGGCUGUCUCCAUUGCUGGCAACUGUACCAACUUAUAUGAUCAUCGUGGGUGGGCACAUAUUCUCUUGCCUGUGGUUUACACUUUCAUCUUCAUUGUGGGAUUGUCAGGUAAUGUUUUGGCUCUGCACGUCAUCUGGCCUAAUAUGAAGAAGAUCAACUCCACCACGGUGUACUCUGCCAACCUGGUGGCGUCUGACAUCCUUUUCGCACUUGCCCUCCCUCUGCGAGUGACCUACUAUGCGUUGGGAUUCCACUGGCCGAUGGGAGAGGGCCUCUGUAAGGCCACAGCUCUGCUGUUCUACAUAAAUAUGUAUGCUGGUGUGAACUUCAUGACCUGCUUGAGCGUGGACCGCUUCAUUGCCGUGGUGCUCCCACUGCGCUUCAGCUGUUUCCGUAAAGUUCACAACGUACGAUACAUCUGCAUAGGCGUCUGGAUGCUGGUGCUGGCCCAAACACUGCCACUCCUCUCCAUGCCAAUGACCCAUGAGGAGCACGAUGGCUACAUCACAUGCAUGGAGUACCCCAACUUUGAGCAGGUUGAUGGCUUGCCCUUUAUGCUGAUCGGCGCCGUGUUCCUGGGCUAUGGCAUUCCUCUGGUAACCAUACUGGCCUGCUACUCAGCUCUAUGCUCCAAACUUCGUGAGCUAGCCAAGACAAACCAGUUGACCGAGAAGUCAGGCCUCAGUCGCAAGGCCAUUGGCGUGAUCUGUUGCGUCAUUCUGGUGUUUGUCGUUUGCUACAGCCCCUAUCACAUAGACCUGCUGCAGUACAUGAUCCGAAAACUGCAGUACCAGCCAGACUGUGGUCAACUGCAUGCCUUUCAGAUCUCCCUGCAUAUCACUGUCAGCUUUAUGAACCUCAACUCCUGCCUGGACCCCUUCAUCUACUUCUUCGCCUGUAAGGGCUACAAGAAGAAGGUACUGAAGCUGCUUAAGAGGCAAGUGAGCAUGUCGUUAUCCAGUAUGGUUAAGACAUCACCAGAUGAAUAUUCCCGAGACAUUGAUAAAAUCAACAUGGGCAGCAGAGUCUAUCAGAAGGAGAGGAGCAGCAUGUUAAUGGCUGACUGAAAGACAUACAACUUCCGGACUAACUUCAAAAUCAGUAGGAUUAUAAUGGAUGUAGGACCGUUAUCAAAUGAUUCAUACCAGACCAGAACAAAACACAAUGCCUUGUCUGAAAUUUUCAAGUAUGUCAUGUCAUAGUUAAAGACUCAAUGCAGUAUAAUUUACUGCUCUUUCUGACUCUUUAAAUAUUUCAUAUUUGUCAGCCUGGUCUGUCCUUUGUAAUUAGUUUGUUUUCUAUAAUUCCUCUGAAUAGCAGGUUUCAUUAAAUUGUUUAACACAGACAUUUUGAACAACAGUACUUCAAAAUUUUACACCUCAGAGAAAGCCACUAUGUAAACUAAGAGUGCCACCUUCUGCCAGAUAUCCGCAAUAGUUUUGAGUGAUUCAGAAGCGAAUGUGCUGGAGUGGGCGGCAUUGUGGGGUAGCUUGCCACAUCAGCUCCAGGGUUAAGUGGUUACUAAAGACGAAUGAUGAAUGAAUGAGCUGGAGUCCAAAACUAUAGCAUGUCAAACAAUAUGGAAGCAAUUAGUAGCAUUAAACCAAACAGAAUAUUUUGCUUUGCUUUUUAGCAAUUAGGAAUGUCAUAGAAGACAACUUUAUUUGCAUCUUUGGAAAAGCAUGAAAAACCUACGAGGCAGGUGAAGCUCUUUUCUGACACACAGUACUGUGCAAAAGUCUUAGACACAUGCAAAGAAAUGCUGUAGAGCAAAGAUGCCUUCAAAAAUAAUGAAACUAAAUGUAUUAAAUACAUACUACUGAAUAGUAUUAAAAAAAAUACUAUAAAGAGCAGUAAACAGUAAUAAAUGAAACAAAGUCAAUAUUUGGUGUGACGAUCCUUCGCUUUUAUUAAAAAAAAUUAGUAGUCUUAAAAAGUUAGUAGUAGUAGUAUUAAAAAAAUAGUAGUCUCAGGUACAGUGUGUGCAGUUUUAUAAGAAAAUGAGCUGUAAAUGUUACUGAGCAUCUUGCAGAAGCAGCCACAGCUCUUCUGGAGACUUUGACAGUCACACUUGCUUCUUAUUUUUGCAGCAAAACCCAGCAGCCUUCAUUAUGCUUUUUUUUUUUUUGUCUGAAAAGUGUCUCUUAUGUAAUCUGCUGCUUUCUUUACUGCCAUACAAACAUUUUUCUGUAAUAUUUAAUUUUGGGCUGCAAAACUAAUGCUUGGAAAACUAAAAUGCUUUUGUAAUGAAUCAGUAAUGUAGAAGUCAUAAAAUAAAAAUUUAUAACAGAGUUUGUACUAAAAAAAAUAGGGUGCCUAAGACUUUUGCACAGUACUGUAUGUCUAAAAAAAAAUCAUGAAAUAUUCAGCUCAAGACAGCUAGUGAGAUGAUUACUUUCCUGAUGAACCUGUAGACACAGUGUAACUUGAGUGAAAUGCCUCAAGAGGGCAAUAUAACACAUCUUAACACAGACGGUACUCAUUGUUUACAAUGCAUUGACAAGUUACAGUGUCAGAAAUGCAAAGUCUACAAUGUAAGAGUGCAGACAAUCAAACUGUUAGUACUUUACUUUAGAACCAAGCAUUUAUUGCUGUCCUGUAAAUAAUAAUCUGAGAGUAGAUUGACAAGAUAAUAUUCAGUCAUAUUCAGAAUAUUCAGUCAGGGGAAUUUUCUAUUAAAAGUUAAAAAAAAAAAAAAAAAAAAAAAGUUGAAUCAGUCUUAUCUGUGAUUACCAAAACUUCCCAGCUUUAAAAAAUAUCACCUGCAGGACUGAUAUAUAAUAGCAUGAGCAAUAAAACUACUGACAGUUACAGGAAAUGAAAGUUAAUGGCAGUUCCAGAGUUGAGAAAAUGCCUCUCAGUUCAACAAAGGUUGGGUCAGACAUGCAGACAAAACUACUUUCAAUUCUGUGUGUACUGUGUCAGGUCUUACAUGCCAACUAUACGAUGGGAAAGCAUUCAGGAAUGAGACUGACAAGCAAAACAAGAAAAAAAGAAAGAAAUAUGCUAUUGAUUAUUCAACAUUGUGAACAAUUAUAAAUGAUCAUUAUUUGUUUUUUCCAGGGUUCAGCUUUUGUACCUCUGCACAGACUAUUAUUGUGUGGGAAUGUUUAAUAAGCAUGACUUUUGUUAUUUUUGCCUAAAAUAUAACUGAUGUUUAUAACUAUACUGUACAGUACACCAAAACAAGUUCUAAAUGGCUUAUAUUAAACAAAGAGAGUGUUAUAUCGAGACCUGUGAAUUAUAAGAUUCUAUCUGACAAUCCUGUGGUUUUAAUAUAUUAAAUAUAUACAAAGAUUUGACACCCAA